Theileria orientalis strain Shintoku is the source of this 1368-nucleotide messenger RNA. RefSeq lists its product as hypothetical. The record is from RefSeq and is a predicted model, not a curated record. NCBI's taxonomy places the organism in Eukaryota, Apicomplexa, Aconoidasida, Piroplasmida, Theileriidae. The coding region runs from base 1 to 1368 and encodes 455 amino acids. The transcript has 5 exons.
AUGUCAAAAAAUAAAGAAAUAUCGUCCUCAAAAAAGGACGAUAUAGAUAGCUAUCUCAGCUCCUAUCUGAAUAUGAAGUCUCCACUCAUAGGACAACUCGAAUUCGACGCGUCAGUCCUUCCUCCACCAGUUGAUCCAAAAUUUGUAGAUUACGAGAUAAACGACGAGAUAGUAAAGUAUAAAUUGACGUCUCUGGAGUUUUCAGAACGACUGUCAAAUUUUACGGACUUUAAUUGCGGAAUUUCGGACGCUAUGUUGCAGGGGACGAGCUUCACAGGAUGCGGAGUGGAAAAUGAAGAUUUGAUGAGCUACCUGGAGUCGAAUGUGUUGGACAGCCCGUACGACGAAGUCAAUUCGGAGAAUAGCAUAUACGAAAACGUAAAGAAGGAAAUAGGGGAUUUAGUAAAGUACUUUGAAAGUGUUAAGAUGGGAAACCUGGUGAACAAAUCCAAGGAGUCGCUGCCGAAUUAUAUGCAAAGCCUUAUGUCAUCGAACGACCCGGAGGCAGUAAGCCCACAAAAAAGCAGAGGGUUGCAGACGAGCGAUGAUUCACUAACCUCAGUCACGCAAGUUACAACGCCAGGAUCGCAAAAGGACUGGGAAAGCAUGAGCAUAGAAGAAAGAAUAGAUGUGUAUAUAUCGGAGCUAGAAAAGACGUUUGUAAACCCAGAAGAACUGGUUCAUCCAACUAAUAGGUACCUCAAAAGGGCGAAGGUAUACAACAUUGUUCCAAACUCUAAACUGUGGAACAACAAGUACAUACAAGUUGGAAUCGACGGAGUAUCGGUAAAAUCAGACCCAAAUUCAAAGUUGGAAGUGGACGGAGUGAUUCGACUGGCGAAGGAGACGCAGACGCAGCGCUACUUUGAGUACUAUAAGCAGUACGACACGGAUGAUAGCUCACCAGUAGCACCGAGUAAAGCAGAAGAGUCAAAGAGCGCCGGCGACUACAACGCGAAGAGGGUUAAGAAGGAAGAGCCUGAAGAUAACGAGGAAGAGGGAAUCGACGACCUCUUCGAAGAGGAAGACGACGAUGCCAAGGACCAAGACUUGACGCGGGAUGAUGAUCAGCAGAAGGGGGGCCUAGAGUCCCCGAGUCCGGAGCAGGAGCAGGACGGGAACCUAUUCAAGUUCAUAAGACAAUACACGUCACAGAAGGUGUCAAAAUCGUCCGGAACUGAAAAUUACUUCCUCCUAACACUCCCAAAGGAAAAGGAGAAGAAAGGGAAGGUGAAGGAGGAAGAGGACUCGGAUGACGAAAGCGAAAAUUUGAUGGAACUAGUGCCGAUCAGAGGGCAAAAACUGGUCUUCAGCAAGGCGGGAGUGACCAAGAGGCCAGACAUAAGAAUAGCAUACGUAACGCCCUAA